Messenger RNA from Paraglomus occultum, 1152 nucleotides. Lineage: Eukaryota; Fungi; Glomeromycota; Glomeromycetes; Paraglomerales; Paraglomeraceae. The record is from the annotation of a GenBank genome assembly.
AUGGUACAAAUAGAAGCACAAGCAUUUAUAAAUGCGAAUUUCGACAAAAAGAACGCAAAAACAAUAACAAAUAAAGAAUUAGUAAAUAAAUUAGCAACAACAUUAGCCUCACCAGGUGGAUUAAAAGGAAAGUUAGAACUUAAAGAAUUAACUAUUAUUAAUUGUCCAAAACUGAAAAAAAUUAAUGUUAAAGAAAACAAACUUACUAAAUUGGAUAUUACUAAAGCAAAAACAGUUGGCAAUCAAGAUGAUGGCGACCCUGCUCCGGCAACUAAUUUAAAUAACUUAGUAAUAACAGGCAAUUCAGACCUUGAAGAAUUUUCAGUGGAAAAUUGUCCAGAUCUAAAAAGCGUUCUCGCUGCGGGGUGUCCUAAACUCAAAAAAGUUCCAGGAUUGGACAAGGCAAAAAAACUUGGUAAUGCUUCUUUUGAUGGAGACAUAAUGAGUUUAAUCAUUAGGGAGAAGUUAAGUAAUUUUGAAAAUAUUACAAGAGCAGUUGGAGACAUACUAGGCCUAGGUUCUGACGAAGAUCAGAUUUUAAAUGCCAUUGGUAAUCUUCCUUCUCAAGAUUUAAAGAAUAGAAUGGUGGUAGUUACCACUCCACAAUUACAAACUGCCAAAGAAAAUGCUGAAAAAGAACGUGACGCUGCCAGGGCUGAGUUAGAAAGCAUUAAAACUGAACGAGACCAAUUAAAACAACAAUUAGCAGAGGUAAAAAAUGAAUUAAAUCUGGAGGAAAAUACCACCCAGCAGCAAAUUUUAGACCAAAUUAAAGAGUUAAUGAAGAGACCAACAAGCAGUUGUUCCCAUACUGAUUAUGAUUCCAUUAAAUCUGAAAGAGAUAGUUUGCAAAGCCAAGUAAAUAACUUACAAAGUGAGAAUAACCAAUUAAAAGAUGAAAAUAAAGAGAAUGCUGGAAUGACUAAAGAGGCUCUGUUCGAAUCAACCAAAAAUCAUUUCGGAAAACUAGGAGUAAAAGUUCUUGAUGAUUCAAAAUUACAAAAUGCUGCCACCGCCCACAAUGUUGAAAAUAUUAGAAACGAAAUAAUUAGUAGUGAAUUUAAUAAAUUAAAAGACGAGAGGAAUAGCGCUCACUAUCUCAAUUUAGGUUUAGGAGCCAUAGCACUCGGCAGUUUAAUAUUUAUUGCUUGA